AUGGAACGACUCACCCUCAUUUGCUUAGCUUUUGUCGCGAUCGCUUUCGCUCAACAACAAGGACAACAAGGACAACAAGGACAACAGGGACAGUUUGCCCCAAUGUCUCAAUCUUCCCAGCCGACACGAUUCAAUCAAUACUCGAAUAAUAAUCAACAAUAUCCCCAGCAACAACAACAAUAUGGUCAACAACAAAAUCAAUACGGACAACAACAAAAUACUCAAUAUGGAACCACAAGCAGAUUCCAACAAAAUCAACCUUUCGGAUUCACCUCGACAUCAACGAUGAACCCAAAUCAGCGUUUCUUCAACUCAGCUCAAUCACUUCAAUCAUUGAUGGCUUUAGGAGUGGCGGCUAUGGCUCUUGUCUUG
Messenger RNA from Mesorhabditis belari, 372 nucleotides. The record is from the annotation of a GenBank genome assembly. Lineage: Eukaryota; Metazoa; Nematoda; Chromadorea; Rhabditida; Rhabditidae.